AUGUGGCCAGAUUCACGAUCUGUUGGGGCUUUAGCAGGGCUAGCAGUAGCAAUAGUUUUUACCUGGAGACUAUUAAGAUCAGCUAGUGGACCUCAACGAAGGCAACCUAAACGGCAAGCUGUGACCCCUAGUAGAUCUAGUGUAAGUAUGAACUCAAAUUCAAAUGUGGUAGCUUCUGCAGUGUGCCCACCUUCAGAAGAUUCAAGAGCCCAAAAUGUGAUUGAUGAGUUUUUCCUGCCAGUAAAGCCAACUCUGGGGCAAAUAGUAAGGCAGAGGUUGAGUGAAGUUGCAGUACUCUGGCUACAUUUUGUGAUGUCCAUUGGAGCUAAAGUGCUGCAAUCAGAAGGAGAGUGCAAAUGGCAUUUCCUUAAUGUUAUUUCUAGCAAGUCGGAUAUUUAUCUAUUCCGAGGCUGA
This is a messenger RNA of Ilex paraguariensis (yerba mate), 414 nucleotides long. The record is from the annotation of a GenBank genome assembly. Lineage: Eukaryota; Viridiplantae; Streptophyta; Magnoliopsida; Aquifoliales; Aquifoliaceae.